AUGGGAAAGAAACGCAUCAAAGGCAAAACUGCACAAUCUGAUGGGUCUCCAGAUACACUGGAACCUGUGUGCAAGCAUAUUCGUAAAGGAUUGGAACAAGGUCAUCUGAAAAAGGCACUGCUGAACGUGGAGUGGCAUGUUUGUCAGGACUGCAAGGCAGACAAUAAGACACAGGAGAAGUCUGAGGAGGAGACUGAUGAAAGCCCUUCGAUAUGGUUAUGUCUAAAAUGUGGCCACAGGGGCUGUGGCAGAAAUUCUCCAGAACAGCAUGCUUUAAAGCAUUAUACAACGCCGAGAUCAGAUCCCCAUUGUUUGGUUCUCAGUUUGGACAACUGGAGUGUGUGGUGCUACAUAUGCGAUGAUGAAGUCCCAUAUAAUACUUCAACCCGAUUGGGUCAGACUGUGGAUUAUGUUAGGAAACAAGUUUGUACUGACUCAUCACGUACAAUAGAAAGAAAACAAGAGAACAAAGAAUUUGAAAAUAAAAAAGUAGAAAAAGACAGCAAAAAUGAGCAAGAAAAAGAAGUCUCACUUAAAGAAGAGAGUUCUCAUUCAAGUACUAACUCGGAAGUGACUGUGAAAGGACUUAGUAACUUGGGGAAUACGUGUUUCUUUAAUGCAGUGAUGCAGAAUUUAUCACAAACUCCAGUACUGAGGGAGCUGCUUAAAGAAGCUAAAAUGCCUGGCACAACAGUUAAAAUUGAGUCACCUGAGUUAUCCAUGGAACCUCAGCUGAUAAAACUAGAUCAGCCAGGUCCUUUGACAUUAGCCCUGUAUCAGUUCCUGACAGAAAUGCAAGAGACAAAAAAAGGGGUAGUCACUCCUAAGGAACUUUUUGCUCAGGUUUGUAAAAAAGCAAUACGAUUUAAAGGUUAUCAGCAGCAAGACAGUCAUGAAUUGCUUCGUUACUUACUUGAUGGAAUGAGAGCAGAAGAAAUCCAACAAAUAACUGUUGGAAUACUGAAGGCGCUGACUGACUCUAACGAACAAAAUGAAGAAGAACUUAAAAAGAAAAUUAAAGAAUAUGAAAAGAAAAAGGGAAUACAAAGUUUUGUAGAUCGAAUCUUUGGUGGAGAAUUAACCAGUACAAUCAUGUGUGAGGAAUGCAGAACCGUAUCCUUGGUCCAUGAGUCUUUCCUUGAUUUGUCGCUUCCCGUGCUAGAUGAUCAGGUAGGAAAUUUAAAAACUACAAAUGAGAGAAACGUUAAAAAAAACAAAGAAAAGGAAUCUGAAGAUGAAGAGGAUAAAAACAAUGACUGUUAUCUUAAGCAGAGAGAUGAGCCCCCUGGUACAAGUAAGCACCUUCAGAAAAAGGCUAAGAAGCAGGCAAAAAAACAAGCCAAGAGCCAGCGCCGCCAGCAAAAACUUCAAGGAAAGGUGCUUCACUUGACAAAUAUCUGUGCAACUGGACAGUCAGAAAAAGAUGUCGAGUAUAACCAAGAAUCAGAGACAGAAAUUAACUCUGAAAGUCCUGAUAUGAAGCAAGAAGAGGAAUUAUCAAAUGAUUGCCAAGAUCACUGCUUAGCUCAAAAAGACUUGAGUGUACAGGGAAAUAGUACAGAAGUUCAGAGCAUGCAUGAAAAUAUAGGAGAGCGGGAACAAGAAUGUGUAGAAAAUGAAUGUCUCAUGGAUCUCCCUAUGGAAGGCUUAGAUUCUCCUACAAAGUUUGUCAAUGGCCUUGACAACUUAUCUUUGAAAGAUGAGGAUGAUGAAAAUGAAGAUGAAGAAGAGCUUGCUAUCAACUUUUCAAAACUACAUGUGGGUGCCAAUGCUGAAUCUGAUACGGGUACCUUAGGUGACCUUCAAACUGUUCCCAUCAAGACGUGUGAAGUAUCGACUGAGGAUCCAGAAACAGCAUUUUGUACUCUUGCAAACAGGGAAGAUCUGAACCCAGAAGAAGGUUCAAUCCAUCACUGUUUGUAUCAAUUUACCCAUAAUGAAAAACUUACCGAGACCAAUAAACUACUCUGUGAUGUAUGUACACAAAGACAUAAUGGACCAAAGAAGGACAUAAAAAGUGAAAAGAACUAUGUUUAUACUAAUGCCAAAAAGCAGAUGCUAAUCUCUCUUGCUCCUCCAAUUUUAACUCUUCACUUAAAGAGGUUUCAACAGGCUGGAUUUAAUCUACGGAAGGUUAACAGGCAUAUCAAAUUUCCAGAAGUGAUAGACUUGGCUCCUUUCUGUACAGCUAAAUGUAAAAACGUGGCUGAAGGGAAUACAAAAGUACUGUACUCUCUCUACGGUGUUGUUGAACAUAGUGGAACAAUGAGGUCUGGGCACUACACUGCUUAUGCUAAAAUGAGAAGUAUGAACAACCGUCUCUCUGAUCUUGUCCUUCGAGGACAAUCUCCUCAAGCUUUAGAAACUGAACCAGUAAAAGGACAGUGGUUCCACAUCAGCGAUACCCAUGUACAAGCUGUGUCUGCAGCAAAAGUGCUGAGCUCGCAAGCCUAUCUCCUCUUCUAUGAGCGACUGCUGUAGUGCCUCUGAGAAGCCUUCCUGUGUGUGCAGCCAUCUUCAGGUGGUCUGAAAGAAGGCAGAGACCUGCAAAUCAUGUUGUUAACAUGUUGGAGCUACUGUAUACAACUGCAGGAAUAUACUUUAUGCUUCUUAGGCACACUGACAAGUGGUUAACUUAUACUUUUUCCAG
This is a messenger RNA of Balearica regulorum gibbericeps (East African grey crowned-crane), 2650 nucleotides long. NCBI's taxonomy places the organism in Eukaryota, Metazoa, Chordata, Aves, Gruiformes, Gruidae. The record is from RefSeq and is a predicted model, not a curated record.